AUGAAUAUCUCUCAAAACCCUAGCCCUAAUUUUCCAUUUUUCUCCGAUGAAAACUUUAUUAAUCCUUUCAUGGAUAAUUUCGAUUUCACCGAUUUGAUUUUUGAUGUUGGUGAAGGAGGCAACAAUGGAUUCAUCCAAGAGGAAACUUCAUCUCCGGUAAGCAUCGUUUCGUCGGAGACAUUUACCGGUGAAAGUGGGGGAUCCGGCAGUGGAAUAACUACGUUAAGUAAAAAGGAAUCAACGUUUGGUUGCAAAAGUAGGGGAAGUAAAGACGGUGAGACGAAGGAGACGGGUCAUAGAGUUGCAUUUAGAACGAGAUCAAAGAUUGAUGUGAUGGAUGAUGGUUAUAAAUGGAGGAAGUAUGGGAAGAAAUCUGUUAAGAACAAUACUAACAAGAGAUCCCGCGGCUUGUCUCUCUCGAUUGAUUGGUUUCUCGCGCGAGGAAGAGAAAUGAAGUUUUGGAGGGAACGUGGUGAAAGGGAAAACAAAGGGGAGCAGAUCUUAGCUCCAUUAUGUGGCCAAGUUCGUGUCUUGGUCGUUGGUGAUUCAGGUGUGGGGAAAACAUCACUUGUACACCUCAUUAACAAAGGUUCUUCCAUUCAUCGUCCAUCUCAAACCAUUGGAUGCACAGUUGGUGUCAAGCAUAUGACUUACGGGAGCCCAGCUAGUUCUUCGAGUAGUAUUCUAGGGGAUGCAGAGAGAGAUUUCUUUGUUGAGCUCUGGGAUGUUUCAGGGCAUGAGAGAUACAAAGAUUGCCGCUCACUCUUCUACUCACAAAUCAAUGGAGUUAUAUUUGUUCAUGAUCUCUCUCAGAGAAGAACUAAAACAAGCUUGCAGAAAUGGGCUUCUGAGGUUGCAGCCACUGGAACUUUUUCAGCUCCUUUUCCCUCAGGAGGUCCUGGUGGUCUUCCUGUUCCGUACAUUGUUGUUGGAAACAAAGCAGAUAUUGCUGCAAAAGAAGGAACAAAAGGAAGCAGUGGAAACCUUGUUGAUGCAGCUCGUCAUUGGGUGGAGAAGCAAGGUUUGCUUUCCUCUAGUGAAGAACUUCCUCUCUUUGAAAGCUUUCCUGGUAAUGGCGGUCUCAUAGCGGCGGCUAAAGAAACCAGAUACGAUAAGGAAGCUUUCAACAAGUUUUUCCGGAUGUUGAUAAGACGAAGGUACUUCUCAGACGAACAACCAGCAGCUUCACCGUGGUCAAUUUCACCGCAUCGAACCUCAUCAUCCCAACGUUUAGACGACGAGAUCACAAGCGAUGAUGACCAAUUCUACAAGAGAACAAGUUUACAUGGAGAUCCUUACAAGUACAACAACACGUUACCACCACUUCCCGCACAGCGCAACCUAACUCCUCCUCCUACGCUUUUUCCUCAGCAGCCGGUGUCUACUCCUGAUAACUACGUUAUCCCAAGAUUCUCACUUUCGAGUUUACAAGAAACAAGCAACAAUGGCAGUGGUAGAUCUAAGCGAAUGGAUAUUAACGUUUGA
This is a messenger RNA of Eruca vesicaria subsp. sativa (arugula), 1485 nucleotides long. The record is from the annotation of a GenBank genome assembly. Lineage: Eukaryota; Viridiplantae; Streptophyta; Magnoliopsida; Brassicales; Brassicaceae.